Molecule: messenger RNA, 6636 nt
Organism: Homalodisca vitripennis (glassy-winged sharpshooter)
Lineage: Eukaryota; Metazoa; Arthropoda; Insecta; Hemiptera; Cicadellidae
Product: cold shock domain-containing protein E1-like
Exons: 14
Coding region: 577-3345 (922 amino acids)
Molecular function (GO): nucleic acid binding
Source: RefSeq, a predicted model, not a curated record
AGGACGCCAAUUUGUAUAGUUAUCAAGAUUAUCUUCAAAAUCUCUUUCCGUGAAUACUCUUCGCUAGUCACUGUAUGAAUGUAUGUAUGCAUGUACUGUUGACAUUCAAUAUGGCGGCAUGUCGUCAGUGCUAUGCUGUGUUGUGCUUGUGUAACUGAUAGAUUCAACAAAAGUACCAAGUGAGCGCACUGUAACUUGAAGCAACGAACAAGGAAACACAAUCUGAACCCAGCAAGCAUUGAAGACAUCUGAGGAUUUUCUAACAAUUUAGUUAUAAAUUAGAAUCUUUUUGUUUUUUUUUACUAUUGUAUUGAUUUUAAGGCUCUAUUGUGUGAGUGCAAAGGACUUUGUGUGUAAUGCGAAUAAACGUUGGAGACUUUGUGGAUUUAACUCUGUAAAUAUAUUCUAUUUUUUAAAAUGUUUUACUCUUUUUUAUUAUUGUGUUAAAUAAGAUACAAGUGUUGUAGAUAACGUUCAUCUCUCUUUGAGGGUGGUGUCGCAUUGUAUACAAAGGCGUACUGUGAUAGUCGAAUUACUUACAAGCUGAAUAUAAAUCGGUAUAAAUAAUACACUACUAUGUCAAACAAUCCUCAGUGGAAAUCUUUCCAGCCGCCAACUAUGAACUCGGACUCAUCAAUUCUUGACUUUGCAAAAUCCUUGACACCUUCGAACUACAGAAACCCUUCCAAUGGUCCUGGCUUCAACAGCAGUAACAAUUUCCAUCCAGGAUCCAACAUCAAGAAUCUUUCUAACAACGUAUUUAGCAACACUUCAAGUAGCAACUUCUCCAAUUACAACGCUUACACAACUAACAACACGAGGUUCCCGCAAAUAGGCACCUUCACACCUGACGUGUCUGAUCUGUAUAGCGGUGACUCUCCACCUGUCAACAACUCCUACUCCAACUCAUCGUCAAACAACACCAACUCUACUUACAAUGACUCAUCUUUGAACAACCAAGGAACACGGGAGACUGGCAUAAUUGAGAAACUAUUGCAUUCAUACGGGUUUAUUCAGUGCUGUGAACGACAGGCUCGCUUAUUCUUCCACUUCAGUCAAUUUAGUGGAAAUAUUGAACAUUUGAAAAUUGGUGACCCAGUCGAGUUUGAAAUGACAUAUGACCGUCGGACUGGCAAGCCAAUCGCAAGCACUGUCACAAAAAUCGCACCAGAAGUUGUUCUGAGUGAAGAGAGGGUAACAGGAACAGUAACCACAGAACUUCGCGUGGAUGGCUCUGGAGGGGACACCCAGGGUCGUAUUAGCUACGAGAAUAGAGGCGAGUGCUUCUUCCUGCCGUACAACAAGGAUGAUGUUGAAGGCAACGUCACUCUGCGUGCGGGGGAUAAAGUCAGCUUCCAAGUCGCGGCCAAUCAGCGUGGGAACCUUGGAGCCAGCCAUGUAAGACUGGAAAACCCAGCACAUCCAGUCAAGUACCAGGGAGUGGUUUGUUCAAUGAAAGAAUCAUUUGGAUUCAUUGAACGAGCUGAUGUCGUUAAAGAGAUCUUCUUCCACUUUUCUGAAAACAAGUCAAAGGAUGACUUACAGCUGGGAGAUGAUGUUGAAUUCAUCAUUCAAACAAGAAAUGGCAAGGAGGUGGCUUGUAACAUUACAACUCUGGCGCCGGGAUCUGUGGUGUUUGAGGAUGUAGCCACUGAUAUUGUGAAGGGUCAGGUCCUCAAGUCUGUGGACAGGGGCUCACAGGCUCGACACCAGAAUGAUCCUCUUCCUGGUCGCAUCCGCUACAGAGCACCAGACCAUUCGGAGGUAGAAAUACCUUUUGGUGAUAAGGACCAGAGAAGGGACUUCACGCUCAAGCAUGGAGACUGGGUACAAUUUCGGAUCGCCACAGACCGUAGAGACCAACUGCAGAGAGCCACCAAUAUCUCGCUGCUGCCCGAGUCGUUUGUCGUGUCUGGGGAGAAGCGAGAGCAGGGAGUCGUUGUUGCUCUGAAAGAGGGCUUUGGCUUCCUGCGUUGUGUGGAACGAGAGCCUCGUCUUUAUUUUCACUUCAAUGAAGUUUUGGAUGUUGAUCGAGACAUUGCUAUAAGCGAUGAAGUGGAAUUCACAGUUGUUCAGGAACCAAAUUCAACAUAUGGGAGCAGUAACCGUCAGAGUGCCAUCCGGAUCAAGCAUCUUCCGACAGGCACUGUCAAGUUUGAGACUGUAAUGGAGGAGGGUCUGACAGGAGUUGUCACUAAAGAGCCUCCUCCUUCUCUCUGGUCUCGCAGUCCUACCAAAAAUAACUCUCUUUCUCCAGGAAGUAACGAGAAACCUCCAGAGCCAGGAAUUAUUACUUAUCAAAGCAACGGAACAAAGAAGACAAUUCCUUUUUACUACAAAGACUGUGAUCCGAGGAAUGCGCCUCACCAAGGGGACAAAGUUGAUUUCUCAAUAAGCCAAGUAAAACGUAAUAAAGAGAUGAUCGCAACAGAUAUUGUAACUAAGCCACAAGCUCAGUCAGUGCCUACAAAGAAUGGUGUAUCAAACCCGGGCCCACUUUGUCAGGGGUUCAUCGCCGCUCUCAAAGAUGCCUUUGGGUUUAUAGAAACUGUUGCUCAUGAUCGUGAAGUGUUCUUCCAUUUCAGUAACUUUGAAGGGGAUGCGUCUACCCUUGAGCUAGGCCAGGAGGUGGAGUACUGCCUGGGUGUGCGGGGUUCGUCAGGCAGCUGCAAGUCUGCGGAGAACGUGCGGGUGCUUCCGUCGGGUACGAUAGUGCAGGACGUGACAGUGGCCGAUGAGGUGCUGGAGGGCAUUGUGAAGAGACCACUGCGCAGUGUCAAUCCGGAGCAAGCUCAGUACUCGGGAUUCAUCUCACUGUUGGAUCCAGAAGGGGAAGAGAAUGUUCCUGGGUACGAGUUCGGCAUCACGAGUCUAGCCAACAAACGAGAACUGCUACAGGUGGGAGACCCUGUACAGUUCCAAGUGGAUUCGGAGGGCCGAGCAGCCAACGUUACAGCCAUCCGGAUAAAGAAGAAAGCUACUGUAGAGUCCAUCAAAGGAUGUUAUGGUUUCCUUAACUAUGAAGUAGAGGAAGGCAAGAAAUUGUUCUUUCACAUGUCAGAGGUAAAGGAUCGAGAAAAAGAUAAACUUUCUCCGGGGGACACAGUUGAGUUUGUGUUGGUUACCCAUAACCGUAACAAGAAAUCUUUCGCUACCGGUGUGUCAAAAUUGAGUGAGGCGCAGGCGGGCCAGCGACCAGAGCGACUCAUUAGCCGACUGCGCACUGUGUCACUGGACGACGGGCCUAAAUUGGUUGCCACACGACAACCGCGCGGACCCGAUGGCACCAAAGGCUUCUCUGCAACUCACAGGGUGCCCAGAAUGCCAGGAGUCGUACUAGAGUAGUUCCUCCUCCGCAGGUUUCCAAUUCCCGUGCCGCACCGCAGUCGUCAUUGCGGAACUUGUCAUUUUAAUUCCCUGUCCGGCCCAAUCGAGUGUAGGGAUUUCCUUAUGUUGUCAGAUCUAGUCAGUAUUGAACAAAAGCCACCAAAACAGUUGUUAUGAAAUUUCUUCCUCGGUUUCCAUUUUCAUUGUGUAAAUGUGGGAAUUGGAAACUUGUCAUGAAGUUUGUAAAGUUUCAUAUGUUCUGUUAUAAUAUCCAGCACAGCAACAUUAUAUAUAAAAACAUCAAAUGCAUAAUAUUCUACAGUUUUUCAUAUCAGGAAUAUUGAGCAUUAUAAUUUAUUUUACUUUAUUUUAUAUGAAUAGUUAAAAACUGAAAGCAGGUUCUUUACUUAAUUUUGAUUAAAAAUGUUAGUUUAUUCAAAUGCUUACUCAUACUGAUAGUUUUGUGUAUAAUUAUCAACUGAUUUUUAAUAGAAAAAUUGUGAUGUGCAAAAUGCCUUUAAUAAGUAAAAAAUCUAAAAUGUGGAGUAGACUUAUUCCAGUGAAGGUUAUAAAACUUUUCUGUAUUCAUUACUGAUCUAUCAGUGCCCACAUUGACUGAAGUCUUCAUAACGUAAUAGUGACAUGUUUGCAAAUAAAAAUUGGUGAUGUUUUGAACUAACUCUUUAAGUUAUGUCAUGUUUGUCUCUAAUAAUUUCUUUUACUCAUAGUUCUACAUAUAAGCUAAUGUACCAUAGCAAAAACGUUAAUGGUUAUUCUUUGCAUGUUUCCAUAAAAAUAUGUAAAUACAACAUAAUAUAUGGAGAUAAUUUAGAAAUUAGGCACUAAUAAUUAAAUGAAUUACACGUCUGUGAUAAUAUUUUGAUCACUUACUCAACAAAAGGGCAUAAUUUUAGAGUCAUAGUAAUUUGUGCUAUAUCUUAGUGGCUAGUACUGUUUGCUUCUGUGAAAAUGUAGUGGUAUGUAUGUGAAAACUACUUCAAUGCAUGUAUAUUUAGAUUAGAUUUAGUUAAACCCUUGCUUAUAAGUUUAUUUCACCAUUUAUAGAAGAAUAUUAGAAGUGAGUUUCUGUGAUUAAGGUUGGGCUUCUGUAUGAUUUUAUAUUUUUACUAUUGGUUUAAACACAAUAAAUAGUCAUUAUUUCUUUUAGCAGUUUCUUAUUUAUAUUUUCAGUUUUUAAUUUAUUUUAUUGUUUCUUUCACUUUUUACUAGGGUAAUUUAAUUCCUUAUUCAGUAGUUUCCAAAUAACAUAAUUAAUCUUUAAAAUUACAUCCCAUCUUAAGUAACAUUUAACAAAACAAAAUAUCUAUACUACUUCUAUUUAAUCAUUUAGAUCUUCCCUCGUCAAAAAUAAACUUUAAAUAAGAACUUCUGUAAUACUCACAAUAUUUCUUCAGUUGAUAUUUUGAAUGAUUAUUCAUUUUACUAAAUAGCAUUAUACGAGGGUUGUUCAGAAAGAAAGUCCUGUUUUUCUUUAUAGAAGUCAAUUUAUAUACAUGUUUUUCGUUGUACGCAACAUGAGGCUACAACUUUCAGAUAUAAAUUUACGUAUUCACCACCCACAGUAAGGCACUGUAGUGUUGAGAUGACUUGAGUUUCUAAAUGCCCUCCUUGUAGAAUUCUUAUCAGUUUGGUGUGAUUCACUCAUGCUCUGCUGCAUGGAGAAUUAGCAGUCAGAAUUUUAAUCAAAAUUGCCUGACAUCCAUGGGAAAUGUUCUUAAAAUUUUUUAACUAGUUCCCAAGUCACUACAAAUGGUAAUCCACCUACGUUUUGAAUAUGGAUGGAUUAUAAAGUCUGACAGAUAUCUUCACCUUUUCAGUUUUUCACAAACAUUUGAUUGGCUUAAUGGACACCACCAAACAAAACGGAUCUGGGCUGUGCAUUGAUAAUAGCACUACCCCCACCAACUCCUCUACAUACCUGAAAGAAUUGGAGGUUAAUUUUUUAAGAGCCUUUGUAUAAUUUAAAUUACUGGUUUUGUACAUUUUUACUCAAUCAAUUUAUUCCUUUAUUGUUCUUUUCUAACUAAUGCCAUUAUCUGAAUGUAGGAUUUUGGAACAAAUAUUGAGCAUUGCUUUUGUUGUGGUAUCUACAAAAUAGAUAAAUAUGGAGCAAGAUUCCAAUUUGUAUGCAUUCUUUACAAUUGUAUCAUAAUCAUGUGUAUCAAAUUUUAAUAAAUAUAAAGUAUUUAACUAAAUGGGUCAUUGAAAACAUUUAUUUUUCUAUUUAUAAUCAGUACUAGUGUUUGUUAAAUGGUUUGUGUUUUAUGAUUAAUUCCAACGUACCAGACAAUUGUUGUCAGUUAUAAUAUUUAUUUUUUCGCAGCAGGUUUGUGAAAAUGUCAUUAUGCUGUGUAUGUAUUGUGCUAGAUUAUAGUUUUACAAAAUUAUGUUACCACUAAAGCUAAAUUACCCUUAAUUUCUUGUUCAAAAAUACACACUUUUAACAUUAAAAUGUGUUUUAAUUGUGCAAUUUUCAUUGUUUUUGUUUCAAAAGUUUUAUCUUAGUUUUUUAAUACAUUUUAUGCAGUUUGUUUUGAUUGAAAAUAUGUUUAUAAAUGUUUUGUAAUACAUUCUUUAUUUUGUAUUUUGGUUUGCAACUUUUUUGUUGAAAAGCUUUAUCAUCUCAGUGCUUGAGCGUGGAUUCUUUUUCUUUUUUCAAAGUUUGUUGAAAGAAAGAAACUGCAUUUAUUAUAAAAAUAAAGACUAUUUAGGAAUUUUUCCCUUACGAAAAAUCGGUACUGUAAUGUUUGUGUACUUGAGUGUAGUGUGUUGUGUUGUUGAAGUUCUUGAAUUCAUUUCAAAUACCCGGUGUUAAAUUAUAGAAACGACACAAUGCUUCCUAGACUGGCAGUUCCUCCCCUGCACUCAACCAGUCUUAUAUACCUGGAGUAUUAUUGUGUGAUAUGUUUGAAAAUAUAUUGUAAGAUAAAUUUUAAAUGUUGUAACAAAUAUAUAAGACAAAUAGUUAUGCUACAAUACAAUCAUAAAAUUGUUUAACAAAUUUAUAGAUGCAUAAUAUGAAGUCCAAAUAGACUGUCAAUUGCUUUACAUAAUCUUUUUUGCAUCAAUUAGUGUUAGACUUGACCCAUUGUUAUUCUCCUUUCUAUUGAAUGAUCUUCAUAAAAUGUACCUUCCUUUGGUUAGUUGUUGACUGAGAGUAAUCAAGGCUUGAAGUUUGUGUGGGCACUGAACUUGUUGCUAAUUAAUUAUAAUUCAUAAUCGUUUCUGUUUGUGCUGCUAUGAAUUGUUGAUGAGACACAAUAAGACUUUACCUUAUUUAAACUGAAA